Messenger RNA from Penicillium crustosum, 693 nucleotides. RefSeq lists its product as uncharacterized. Bases 1 to 693 code for a protein of 230 amino acids. The record is from RefSeq and is a predicted model, not a curated record. The transcript has 2 exons. Lineage: Eukaryota; Fungi; Ascomycota; Eurotiomycetes; Eurotiales; Aspergillaceae.
AUGUCGGAGCUGAGCUUCACUAAAUCAUUCUUGUCCACGCUGGACUCGCGGCCUAUCAAGCUUCGUGCUGAUCAUGUCUUCGACCCAGAACAAAUUGGACUACGAGUACCCUACACGCUCCCCCGCCUUUCAGCCCCUCACCCUCCGAUGCCAAAAAAAGUGAGGUCAACACAGGCACCAGGCUCAUCCAAAUCAACCACUGUUCGCGUCAAGUCUGCCCGUAACCCUGCUCUGGAAUUCCUAAUCUCCAAUGCCCCUCUCUCAACCACCUCAGUCCAGGAUAUCCGGGAUGCUGUGCAAGUACGUGUCACCGAUGCGCAGGGUGGUCAAGUUCCGCUAGACAAGAUCAAGAUCCUAUACAAACGGAAGCCAGUGACUGGUACCGGGAAGACAUUGGCCGAGAUAUUGGCAGAUGAACCCAUAAUUCUGGCGGGAGGCAAAGAAGUCGAGAUCGGAGUGAUGAUCAUCGGUGGCGCCCAGGUGGUUGAAUCUGCUGUGGCUCAACCGGAGAUUGCAGAGAAGCGGGAUGAAUCACCUCCUAAGGCUGCUAUAGGUCCGAGUGGUGAGGAAGUGUUGCAUACGGAGGCUUUCUGGGAUGAUCUGCAAGGCUAUCUCGAGCAGCGAUUGAAGGACGAGGAAGAAGCAAAGCGAUUGAGAGUUGUGUUCAAAGAGGCGUGGAGCUCAGCGAAGUAG